Rotaria sp. Silwood2 is the source of this 1854-nucleotide messenger RNA. Lineage: Eukaryota; Metazoa; Rotifera; Eurotatoria; Philodinida; Philodinidae. The record is from the annotation of a GenBank genome assembly.
AUGGAAUCAGCUAUUGAAAAACUUCGUAAAUACCGUGAUAAAGAUUAUCAUUUACACGAUGAAAUAAUUGAAUUAUGGACAAACAUUUUAUCUGAAUGUGAUUUAUCAAUAUUAGGAGAUGAAAAAUGGUUAAUACUUGAACAAGUAUUCAAAUCAGCAUUACAUUGUUCAAAAGAACCAAUGGCUCAUCAAUGUCUUCAAAAAAUAGAAAAACAAUUUGAAAAAACUAGUCCUCUUCUAAUCACAUUAAAUGCAAUGUAUUUUGAAUCAAUUGGAGAUUUUGAAAAAGCUGAAGAAAUUUGUUCAAUAUUAAUAGAAGAAAAUGAAACAGAUGACAUUAAAAAAUUUCUUGGUUUAACUAAUUAUUUACUUCAUAUUUGUAGAAAAUCACACGGUCUUCCUUUAACUUGUUUAAAACUUAUUGAAGGUUAUUGUCAAAAAAUUACAAAAUGUAUCAACGAUGACAAUUCUUUAUUAAAUGAUAUGAAAAAUGUACUAAACGAAAUAAAAGAUUUACUUCAAUUAAUUGAUCUGAACGACAUACAAACAGCAAAAAUUAAUCGUAUUAUUGGUGUUCUUGAAUCUUGUUAUUCCCGACUAUCAAAUGAAAUUAAUCAAAUGAAAAAAGAAUUAUUGAACGUAAAACAUCAAUAUGAACAUCAAAAUAGUGCAUUAGAUGAAUUACGUAAAGAAAUGAUUGAUUUAAGAAAACAAUCCAGCAUGCAGGUACUUAAAGAAGCAUCUGCUCAUUUACUUAUUCCGUUCAUAGAACAAGUAACAAAACAGUCGGAAAAAGAAAACGAAGAACAAACAAAUUUAAUUUCAGAAGAACCAGAUGAUUUUCAAAAAUUUUAUAAUAAAUAUUAUCUAGAAAUAAUAAAAUCCGAUGUUGCAUUAGAUGAAGGACCAUUAACAACUAUUGAUAAUGUCAUAAACGAUUUCGUUAAACAAUCAAAAAUAGCAAAACCAGAUUUUAUUGAUCUACUUAUUAAUAAAACAAAUCGCAAUCGUAAAUCUCAUCAUAUUAUUGACUGUUACAUCGACAAUUAUAUCAAUAAUCGGUAUACGGAAAAUUUUAUUGAAUUUUUAGAAUGUGAAAAUUCGGUCAAAUUAAUUGUCGAUGAUAAUGAUAAAGUUAAUUUAAUUAAAUUAUUAAAGUUGAACAGCAAACUUCGACGAAAACAAAAUUCUCUUAAUGUAUUUCUUAAUCAAUUUGAUACUUUACAAGAACGUAAUGAUAUGAUUAUUGCUCCAUUUCGAAUGUCCAUCGUUGAACAAGAUAAAGAAAAUGGUGCAAUUGUUAUGGGUGAAAUUGAAUCAGGAAGUUGUCGUAUUGGGGACCAAUGUCUAAUUAUGCCAAAUCAGACACGUGUUGAAAUUACAAAUAUUUAUCAUGAAGACAGUAAAACUGAUUCUGGUGUUUAUGGACAAAAUGUUCAACUUGAAUUAAAAAACGUUGAAGAAGAAAAAAUCUCACCUGGUUUUAUUUUAUGCGAUGCUCAGCAAAAACCAUGUCGUGUUGGGAGAAUCUUUGAAUCAGAAGUGAUGAUAAUUAAACAUCAAUCGAAAAUUUAUCCAGGUUAUAUAGCUGUUCUUCGUAUUCAUGCUGCUGUUACUCGAGUUUAUCUAAAAGAAUUAAUAAAAUUAAUUGAUCCUAAAACAGGUCAAACAACUCGAAAAAAACCAAAAUUUAUAAAACAAGAUCAAGUUGCAAUUGUAAGAUUUGAAUUAUCACAAUCAGAACAAGUUAUUUGUAUGGAACAAUUUAGACAUUUUCCUCGACUUGGUCGAUUUGCAUUACUUAAUAAAAAUGGACCUGUUGCUGUUGGAAAAGUUCUUAAAAUCAUCGAAUAA